Molecule: messenger RNA, 1540 nt
Organism: Vespula vulgaris
Lineage: Eukaryota; Metazoa; Arthropoda; Insecta; Hymenoptera; Vespidae
Product: peptidyl-prolyl cis-trans isomerase-like
Exons: 3
Coding region: 92-721 (209 amino acids)
Biological process (GO): protein peptidyl-prolyl isomerization; protein folding
Cellular component (GO): intracellular membrane-bounded organelle
Molecular function (GO): peptidyl-prolyl cis-trans isomerase activity
Source: RefSeq, a predicted model, not a curated record
GUUUGGAAAAGCAUUUGAAGGCAUUUGCAUUAAGUAAACAUAUAAGAUCGCUCGUAACAAAGUCGAUUUCCGUAAAGAACGAACGUAGGAAAUGGCGUUGAGAUCGAUCUGCCGGCUGUCAAUUGAUUCGACUUUCAGCCAUACGAGCCAUUUGCGAGCCACCGCCCGCCCGAGUCGACCGUCCUUCCUUACGUUCGUGCGAGAUUUUGCUAAAGUCGCCAAGAAAAUGAGUUUACCGCGGGUUUUCUUUGAUGUCAUCGCUGAUGACAAACCUAUGGGUCGCAUCGUUAUGGAGCUGAGGUCAGAUAUUGUCCCUAAAACGGCAGAAAAUUUCAGAGCUCUCUGCACGGGAGAGAAAGGUUUUGGUUACAAAAAUAGCAGCUUCCACAGAGUGAUCCCUAAUUUCAUGUGCCAAGGUGGUGACUUUACUAACCAUAAUGGCACUGGUGGUAAAUCGAUUUAUGGGACAAGAUUCGAAGAUGAAAACUUUGUUUUGAAACACACGGAACCCGGCCUUUUGUCUAUGGCAAAUGCUGGACCCAAUACUAACGGUAGUCAGUUUUUCAUUACGAGUGGAAAGACCAGUUGGCUCGAUGGCAGGCACGUCGUGUUUGGAAAAGUUAUAGAGGGAAUGGAUAUUGUUAAGAAGAUGGAAGCUAUGGGUUCGCAGAGUGGACAGACCACCAAAAAGCUCGUGAUACAGGAAUGUGGACAACUGUAGAUCGUUUGACUAGCUACUGUAAUGACUACAUUUUUAUUUAGCUGUUGCAAAUCUUAACGUCUUUAUUAUCCUAAUACUAUUUUUUGUCUAAAUGUCACCUUUAUUUCCAAUGCCAGUGCAUUAACCUCCUAUCAAUGAAAACAUGGCUUGCAAGUAAGAAGGUUUUGCGUCCGUUUAAUAACUUCUGCUAUUAUCCACACAUUGGGUGACGACAUACGAGCCAUUUGCAGAAAUUCAAUAAUAUAGAAUAAUACAUUUCUGGUUCUAUUUCUGCAUUUAUUUGUACGAACAUGUUUGACCUGUAUUUUUAUAAAUAAUACGUCACAUUAAACUAUGUCAAAUCCACAUUCUUCCGUAAAAUGUUGACCUAUGCAUGAUGUAUUAAAAGCAAAGUGUUCAUCUCGUGCGUUUACAGUAAUUUCAUUCUAUGUGGUUUAUUUCUGGUAAUUAUUAGAAAUUAGAUGCUUACUAUCUUCGAAUAGAAAUUUAGUAAAUAUUUGGGAAGUAUAAUGUAUUUUAAUGAUGCAUUCAUCUACAGUGUCGAUCUGUCGUAUUAAAUUUUCUAUUGUGCUUUUGCAUUUGAGUACAUAGACACGUGUUUAUAUUUUUCAGUAUACACGUCGUUUUUAUACCUAUAAAUCAUUCCUUUAUAUGAGGUGUAUUAUAAUCGAUAUUUACUUGACUGUUAGAAAACUGUAACGCAGGCAAUAAAGUGUGAGUUAUCUGGAAUUUCUUGUAGAGCACCAGCGUCGAAAAAUGUAGAUGCAACAGUUUGAAUAGUUCCGAUUUCUGUAAAAUAAAAUUGUUCUCAGAAAUCUA